AUGGCGUUGUAUAUACAUGUCUUGGCGGGACUGAGUACUCCAGAAGUCCAUACAGCCUCAUCACGUGAGAUGAUCGCAGGUUGCUAUGAUAAGUCCCAGAACUUACUAUUCUCGCGUCCGGUAUUUUUGCCCAGAUAUUAUCAUUUCCGAGGUGAAUUCCACCAGCGCAGAGGAAUGAAGAUCGCUACGCUGCAGUUCGCUCCACGGCUGGGCGAUGUGGAAGGCAACAUUCGCAGAGCGAAUGAUUUGCUUAAACGAGGCAAAGAUGGUCUGAGUAUUGAAUCUAUGAGGCCGGAGAUUUUGGUUCUGCCGGAAUUGGCGUUUAGUGGUUACAACUUCCCAUCAUUGGAAGCCAUCAAGCCAUACUUGGAGUCCCAGUCCACCGGACCCACGGCAAAAUGGGCGCAAGAGACAGCCAAAAGGUUAAGAUGUAAAAUCUGCGUUGGGUACCCAGAGAUUGAGAAGGCCACAUCGUCGUCAUCGCCAGAGAAUGGGAACAGUAACCCAUUAUCAUCCGAUGACAAAUACUAUAACUCGCUGCUCGUCGUAGACGAGUACGGAACUAUAUUGCACAAUUACCGGAAGAGAUUCCUUUACUAUACCGACGAAACAUGGGCAAGCGAAGGUGACGCCGAGCGGAGUUUCUACACGUUCAACUUCGAUGGAAUUUCGCAACAACAGAACAAGAUCCAGACUACAUUCGGUAUCUGUAUGGAUAUCAACCCUUACAAGUUCGAAGCUCCGUUUACAGAUUGGGAAUUUGCAAAUCGCGUUAUCGAUUCGAAAUCGCCACUUGUUAUUCUAUCCAUGGCAUGGUUGACUCUCUUGGGUCACGAAGAGCUCGCAGCGCUACGUGACAAGCCUGAUAUGGAUACGUUCCAGUACUGGAUUCGAAGGUUCUGGCCUCUUCUGGAGAAAAAGAUGGAGCAUGAUGGGGAUGUUGAUGGUACGAGCGGAUUAACUAAGAAGGUGAUAAUUGUCUUCGCAAAUAGAGCCGGUGAGGAACCUGGUGCCGAAGGAAAGGAUCCAGCGCGGUAUGCUGGAUCUAGCGCUGUGGUUGCGGUGACGCAAAAGCCCAGGUCCUCGGCGGAGGGUGGCGCACCCGAGUUCGAUGUCAAAAUACUAUGCUGGGAUAUCAUGGGCGCCGCGGAGGAAGGACUGUGUUUUGCGGACACAAAGGCAGAUCCUAAAUUAGUCUUUGGUUUGGUUCCGCGUUCCGAUUCUGAUUCUGAUUAG
Messenger RNA from Paecilomyces variotii, 1236 nucleotides. RefSeq names its product carbon-nitrogen hydrolase. Bases 1 to 1236 code for a protein of 411 amino acids. Gene Ontology annotation, molecular function: protein-N-terminal asparagine amidohydrolase activity; protein-N-terminal glutamine amidohydrolase activity. The transcript has 4 exons. The record is from RefSeq and is a predicted model, not a curated record. Gene Ontology annotation, biological process: protein catabolic process. NCBI's taxonomy places the organism in Eukaryota, Fungi, Ascomycota, Eurotiomycetes, Eurotiales, Thermoascaceae.